This is a messenger RNA of Saprolegnia diclina VS20, 1696 nucleotides long. RefSeq names its product MFS transporter, SHS family, lactate transporter. The transcript has a single exon. Gene Ontology annotation, molecular function: carboxylic acid transmembrane transporter activity. Gene Ontology annotation, cellular component: plasma membrane. Bases 129 to 1616 code for a protein of 495 amino acids. The record is from RefSeq and is a predicted model, not a curated record. Gene Ontology annotation, biological process: transmembrane transport; carboxylic acid transport. NCBI's taxonomy places the organism in Eukaryota, Oomycota, Saprolegniomycetes, Saprolegniales, Saprolegniaceae.
CACAGAUCCAGUUCCAGCACAUCAAGCCUGUCUUUGCUUCGACCAACGGUGGUGCAAGCGCAAGCCUCCGCCACAAUUUCUCCAAAACCACCCUUCUCUAUUUCCUCACUUUUCCUUUUGCUUCGUCCAUGGCAUCGACGCCCAAGAACGACUAUGCGGUGAUCCAGACACCAACAAACAGCCCGGAUGUCGUGCCUCUCAAGGCCACGCAGCCCAAGAUGACAACCAAAGAGUACCUCGGCACGCGCGUCUCGUCGCUCAAGCCGCCCAUGGCCCCCGUCGCCAACCCCAUUGCGCUCCUCAAGACGCUCGACCGGCUCCAGUGGCUCAACUUUGGCGUCGGUUUUGCGGCCUGGACGUGGGACGCGUUUGAUUUCUUCACCGUCUCGAUGACGCUCUCGGACCUCGCCAAGGAGUUUGGCAAGAGCAACACGGACAUUACGUGGGGGAUCUCGAUCACACUCAUGCUGCGCUCGAUCGGGUCCAUCAUCUUUGGGCUCGCCGCUGAUCGGUACGGCCGCAAGUGGCCGUUUGUUGUCAACAACAUUCUCUUCAUCGUGCUCGAGCUCGCGACGGGCUUUUGCAACACGUUCACGCAGUUUAUGUGGGUGCGCGCGCUGUACGGUAUUGCCAUGGGCGGGAUGUGGGGCAACGCCGCGGCCACAGCUCUCGAAGACGCCCCGGCGCCGGCCCGCGGUCUCAUCUCUGGUAUCCUCCAACAAGGCUACGCAUUCGGGUACCUUCUCGCGGUCGUCUUUGCCCGAGUGUUUGUCAACACAACGAGCCACGGGUGGCGGCCGCUCUUUUGGUUUGGCGCGUGUCCGCCGGUCCUCAUCAUUCUCUUCCGCAUGAUGCUGCCGGAGACCAAGGCGUUCACGGAGCGCCACCUCCGUCGCGCGGACGCAGCCUCGUCGACGUUUGUCUCGGAAGGCAAGCUCGUGCUGCAGCGCCAGUGGGUCCUUCUCAGCUACCUCGUCUUGCUCAUGGCCGGCAUGAACUUUCUCUCGCACGGCUCGCAAGACCUGUACCCGACGAUGCUCAAGAACACGCUCUCGUUCAGCGCGAAUGAAGUCACGGUGACGCAGGUGGUCGCCAACCUCGGUGCGAUCUCGGGUGGCACCUUCAUGGGCUACUACUCGCAAGUGUUUGGCCGCCGCUUUAGCAUCCUCGCGUGCGUCGUCGGUGCGGCCUGCGUUCUGUACCCAUACUGCUUUACGAGAAGCCAUAGCAUCACCGCCGCCGCCUUCUUCAUGCAGUUCUUCGUCCAGGGGGCGUGGGGCGUCAUCCCGAUCCACCUCAUGGAGCUCGCGCCGCCGUCCUACUCGACGUUCAUCGUCGGCACCUCGUAUCAGCUCGGCAAUCUCAUCUCGUCGACCGCGGCGACCAUCGAGGCGUCGCUCAGCGAAGUGUACCCGCUGCCGCCGACACAGGCCGGCGUCGAGCGCUACGACUACGCCAAGGUGAUUGCAGCGUUGCUGGCCAUCGUGCUUGCGGUGCUGGCGCUGCUGACGCUCCUUGGGCCUGAGAAGCGCGGCCAAGAGUUUGAUCACGACGAGACCCUCGACGAGCCGGUCGUUGGUGAAGACGAGCGCGACCUCGAGAAGCCCAAGAUGUAAUCGCAUCGGACGACGAUGGGACGUGGAUGUGUGAAUCUUGUAUUUUGUGAAUUGAAUCUUGAAUUUUUGGAUGAAUGGGA